Messenger RNA from Dendroctonus ponderosae (mountain pine beetle), 6302 nucleotides. RefSeq names its product tight junction protein ZO-1 (gene pyd). The coding region runs from base 443 to 5767 and encodes 1774 amino acids. The transcript has 29 exons. Gene Ontology annotation, biological process: cell-cell junction organization; cell-cell adhesion; protein localization to cell-cell junction. The record is from RefSeq and is a predicted model, not a curated record. Gene Ontology annotation, molecular function: cell adhesion molecule binding. Lineage: Eukaryota; Metazoa; Arthropoda; Insecta; Coleoptera; Curculionidae. Gene Ontology annotation, cellular component: bicellular tight junction; plasma membrane.
UUGAGUUGGCCUGGUCGGUCGAAGGAUCGCAACGCGUCAAGCGACGAACGAGAAACCGAGAAUAAAGUAGAAUAACGUUAACAGAGCUUGGUGUCUGUCGCAUACCGACGACGAGCUUUUAAACUAAACUAAAAAGCUACCUGGUUUUUUGUGCCUUUGGAAAACUUUUUUGCGCGUCUGUUUCUUCGUUGGCGUCAAAGACAUGCUCCUAGUCGGUACGGGGACGGUGAAACUGUAAAGACUUUCCGGCAAAAGCUUGCAGUUCGACGCUUUAUUUGUGAUCGUUGGCAAGAAUGUGCUGGCUUUUAAAAACCCGAGUGACCAAGAAGGAUACGUUGUUGAUACAAUGCGGUGAUGUGACUGAAACUAGUUGAUAACCUGGUUUCUUUGCACUUGGGAUUUUGGAUUUUUGUGGUGAUUGUGUUGCUAAACUUUACUCGCAAUGGAUAAUUUGGCGAUUAAUAAUAUGGGAAUUAACUUGCCCGAGGAGCGAGGCUGGGAAUACAAACAAAUAUGUGUAACGCGAGUGCCAGGAUUUGGAUUCGGAAUUGCUGUGUCUGGAGGGCGAGACAAUCCUCACUUUGCCUCGGGCGAUCCCAGUAUUGCAGUUAGCGACGUUUUAGCUGCUGGUCCAGCUGAGCGAUUAUUACAAGUGAACGACCGCAUCAUUUCAGUGAACGGAAUCUCGCUGCAAAAUGUGGACUACGCCACUGCAGUGCAAGUGUUAAGAGACAGCGGUGAUACCGUAACGCUGGUGAUCAAGAGACGAACUCUUCAGCUCUCUCAUGGACACAGCGCGUCCUACAGCGGGCCUCCGCCUCUUGCUGCUUUGGGAGUCAGCCCGCCGCCUCCCAGUAAAGUCACCAUAACGAAAUCCUCAAAAAAAGAAGAUUUUGGCAUCGUGUUAGGAUGCAAGCUGUUCAUCAAGGAAAUUUCGUCGAAAACCCGAGACCAGCUCCUCAACACCAAUCAGUCGUUAGACGUGGGGAGUUUUGUGACUAAAAUCAACAACGCCAACUGCAACGAUGUGAUGUCUUUGAAAGAGGCGAAGAAGAUCAUCGACAGCUGCAAGGAUAAGUUGCAUAUCACUGUUGCCAGGGACUUUGCUGGACCUCCCACUCCCUUCCAUCAAGCUCAAAGCUCUGUAAGCACUACUGGAGCGGUUAAUAACUUCUAUAAAGGCAACGAUUUUCUAACAUCAUCGAGUCAGAGCUAUUCCAACCAGAACCUAUACGUGCAACCACCCACUCGUAACCCAAACCUCAACCAGAACGGGUCAUCUUUCGACGAAAAGGCCGAUCCCAUGUUAGCUAGUGGCCCCAAUUCUUUAAACGACGAAAAGUCCAAUUUAGCUCCCAGAGGGCGAUCGAGGGGGCCUUUGUCUGAGGCAAAUCUCAACCAACUGGACAACAGAAACAGCAUAGCUGGAUAUGGAAGGUCCAAAGGAGGGAGGGAGGAACCUCCUCGGCCUCCUCCACCUAGAGUAGAAGAUUACUAUAGCUCACGGAGGCAACUGUAUGAAGAGGAUCCGAUAAUACAGAAGGCAAAGCAGCCAAUACCCGAUGCAAGAUUCAUCACGUUCCACAAAGACGGCUCAGUGGGCAUACGAUUGACUGGGGGAAAUCAUGCCGGCAUCUUCGUCACGGCCGUCCAACCUGGAAGCCCUGCUUCACUGCAAGGCCUGCAACCUGGAGAUAAAAUCCUCAAGGUGAACGAUAUGGACAUGACCGGGGUAACGAGAGAAGAGGCCGUCCUUUACUUGCUGAGUUUGCAGGAUAGAAUCGAACUGAUAGUGCAGUUUUGUAAGGAAGAAUAUGACAGCAUAGUGGCGUCCCAAAAGGGCGAUAGCUUCUACAUCAAAACCCACUUCCACUACGACAAUCCGGCCAAAGGAGAAAUGUCCUUCCGAUCCGGAGAUAUUUUCCACGUCAUCGACACUUUGUACAAUGGGGUGGUUGGAUGCUGGCAGGUCUUCAGGAUAGGUCGAAACAACCAGGAAGUGCAAAAGGGCAUAAUUCCUAAUAAGGCCCGAGCGGAAGAGCUGGCGACCGCCCAAUUUAAUGCAACGAAAAAGGAGAUGUCCGCUAAUGAAUCAAGGGGUAGCUUCUUCAAGCGCAGGCGAAGCUCUAAUAGGCGGUCGAAAAGCCUGGGCAAGGAACAUUGGGACGAUAUCCUAUUUUCCGACACCAUAUCAAAGUUCCCAGCAUACGAAAGGGUUUUGCUGAAACAUCCAGGCUUCACUAGACCGGUUAUUCUCUUCGGACCCAUUGCGGACAUUGCGCGCGAAAAACUGCUCAAGGAUUUUCCGGACAAGUUUAUAUCGCCACAAUUAGAUGCAACCGUCGAAGAAACCUCCAAAUCCCAAAAGACAGCUUCCAAUAUUAUACGACUGUCGGCCAUUCGCGAUGUUAUUUCCACUGGAAAACACGCUCUACUCGACAUAACACCAAAUGCAGUGGAACGCCUGAAUUACGCUCAAAUGUAUCCGAUUGUGGUGUUCUUCAAAUCGGAGACGAAAAUGGUUAUUAAGCAACUGCGGCAAGGACUACCAAAGACGGCUCACAAGAGCUCGAAGAAGCUGCUGGAACAGUGCCAGAAGCUGGACAAAGUCUGGGGUCACAUAUUUAACUCCACCAUCACGUUGACGGAUAAUACAGACACUUGGUAUAGAAAAGUGAGGGAGGUGAUCGAUAAACAGCAGAGUGGCGCCUUGUGGAUGUCCGAGAGCAAGGCUUCUGGCUUCUUUUCCGACAUAUACUUUCCUGCGAUUUUUCUCCAGCCCAAAUCCACUAAUUCCCUACCGGGACGCAACCGACAGUCUCGUCCUCGAACCCGGAAAACUCCAUUGUCAAUGUACAGUUCCCCUCAGUUCAUUCAUCGAACAUCCCCAUUUUUAAACCCCUACGUUCCCGGAUCCGAUCACUCGCCUAGUAUGUGUCGUGAAUGUUCAUUCUACCGGGAAGAUUCUUGGAACAUUCCCAGCGAUUGCGCCCCUACUGUUUCUAGGGAAUGUUCAGUUUAUAUUCCAGACCGUGCGUCUGAAGAAUCCACCAGAUUCGAUACUUUUACUCCGGAUGCAUCCAAUCGCAAUACAUUGACGUAUGAAACUGAGCAAAAUAAUAAUUAUCCCGAAGAAUCGCUUUCCGACGAUUUCCUCUUCCCCAUGUCAUCUCUUCGGCUUUCAUACGCUAGUUCGCCCGAAAGCGACCUGGAGCACAGUCCGGGACCACCAACCUCUCCUCCGGGAAGUGGUCCGGGACCGACUCCUGGACGACUUACCAAAGCCAGUUCGGAUCCGAGCGUUGUGAUGCCGCUGGAAAGCACUGCCAGCGACGCGUUGCCCCCUUACCAGCCCACUUACGAUACGCGGUAUGGGUUUAGCAAUGGGAGCAAUCAACAGGUGUCUUCGGAAGUGCCGCCAGAGUCGCCGCUUACCAAGGAUCCGUCUUACACGCUUUCAGACCCCGAUAUUCCCUCGUCGCUAAACGCCCCAGAAUUUGGCAAAUCGGACAUCUAUGCGGCAAACAUUUACAAGUCCAGCGAGUAUAAGGCAGGAGAGUUUUCCAGUCCUGAUCGAAGCCGGGAUUACGGCAGCCCGGAUAGGAGGGAGUUUAACGGAGAUAGACUGCAGCACAAAAGGCAACCCAGUGGUAUGCAUGCUCCAUACAAUCACUCCAAGGCCCAUAGCUUGAAUGCGGAGCAGUCCGUUCCAAACUCGCCCACGACUAAGGAGGGCAUUUACGGGCAAGCGCCUGACUUACCACCACGAGUAGACAGAGCAGCUAAACCUAUGGGGCUUCUUACCACUCCAAGUAAAAUACCAAAUGGGCGAAGUGCCCAUGAAAGGUUAUUUGGAACGAAGCCGGCUGGAACAGAAGGAGCCGAAAACGGAGGGUUUAGUGACAACAAAGCUGGCUCACUGGAGCGCCAAAAUUCGAAAUCGGACUCCCUUUCAAGUUAUGAUUCGUACAACAAGCAACCGCCCACCACACCUAGAAUAGGGCCAAACCUGCAUGACGAUCUCAAAACUACCCUGUCGAAAAUCGACCCUUCGCAUCAAAGCAGUCCGUCCAGAGCGCCUAGAUGGACGGACCAACAAAAUCAUCAUCGACUAGGGGGGUCCAAAAUGGACUUAAAGUACGGACUGCCACCCGGGGACCCGAUAAACGACAACAGUCCCAGACAUUCCAGAGAAGUGAUUGGGGGAUCUAGGGAGGAGAAUGGGGGGCCGAGCGAAGGCGUCAGCCCUCGAGGUUCAGUGGAGAGGGACAUGUACCGAUAUUCCAGAUCGCCCGCCAAACAAAAUAUUCCGAGUAAAACUCAUGUAGAGACAAAGACUGACUACGGCAAAUACAGUCGGAAUAAUAACGCAAAUAUGCCUCCUUCACAUCAAGCCCCGCCUGAAUACACGCGCGCCUCCCAUCAAGACCUGCGUGAUUCGCAAGUGGGAAUUCAUCAACACUCCCCACUGAGAAGUCCGCCAUCUAACAUGAAUGGAUACGAUGUGGGUCCAUCCAGCCAUAAUGCGAACGCCAUGAACGGAAACCAAUACAAGCCCAUUCCGCCCCCCAAGCCGAAAAACUAUCGACCUCCUCACAACCAGAACUAUGGGCGGGGCGAUGCGAUGAUGCAAGCGGGGCCCGUGUACCAACAUGGCAAAAGCCACAGUAAUCCUGUUGAUCCUCGCAGCAACCAAAACCCUCACAACUACUACUACAACUCGCCGCCUCCUCACUCCCAAGCAAUGUCCCAGCAUGCUUCUCCCUACUAUCCGGAUCGACAGCAUUCAAUGGGCGGGCACUACGACAUGGCGCCGCCCUACCACGAAUCGCCUCGUCGCCAUCCCAGCAUUUCUUACGCAAGUCGCAGCGAGAUUCAACCAAUCGCGAACCAGGACUAUGGCCCUCCCAUGGGCGACCAUCACAUGGAACCUUCGGCAAUGAUGGGCGACCAUCGGCCGCCCCCCGUUGUCGAUUUGCAAGGUUCGCGGGAGCAACGUGGCUCUGCCUUUGAGCUUUACAGAAAACCCGUAGGGCAUAAUUUAAGGGGCGUAGAAGAGCGGCAACCGGCUUUUUAUGGAUCGCAGCCUAACAUAGUGCAAAAACUAAACUCAUCGUCGGCUACUAACUCGCCAAAAAUCAAGCCUAAACUAACUAAAGCGCAAUCGUUUAAACAUGCGAAAAAUGAUGGUGGCAGCGCUUUUAGUACGCCACGACUGUUCAGAAAGUGGUCGUUUGGACGGAAGCACAAAGACGGAACGCCGAAAAUGUCCAAGAAGUUAACAUUGCAACCGGACAGCAUCACUGAGAACCAGGUGAUCAAGGAUUUUAACAAGAACGCGCAGGAUUUUUCAAGGCCCACUAAGCGUGAUAUCACAUCUGGCUAUGUGGAUCACAGGGGCGGGACCCUGGUGAAUCACUACUGGGGCGUCUCUCUUGAAGUGCCCGAAGGCGCAAUUAGCCAUGGGGAAGAGAAACAAAUUUACUUUGUUAUUUCCGAUCCGAGAUUGUGCGAUAACGGUCCACCAUUGGACCUGGAGAAUGGUGAAACAAUGCUGUCGCCGUUAGUAAUGUGUGGACCACAAGGUACCGAAUUUCUAAAGCCUGUGAUUUUGAAUAUUCCACACUACGCUAACACUUUGCCCAGCUUGGGCAUCACGCUAAAAGCGACCGACUCCGAACAAGAUAUUCGCACUGAUUGGGACAAUAUUUUAUUGCCCAGCAAUCAUGCUGCAAACAGUGUUGCUGUUAAAGUCGAUCAUUUUUAGGUGUUUUUUAGUUUAGUCGGUUUACCCAAGUAAGAUUUUUUGCUCAAAUUCGUUGGCAAUUCGAAGUAUACAUACAUGUAGGAUAAAUUCAAUUUUUCUUAGGUAUCGCCUUGUAAAUACGACAACGAAUGAGGCUUAAGCAAUACGUUGUAAUCUCGUUUGUGAUCUAGCAAAUCAAAUGGAUGCAUACUUUUUAAGUCCAGUUACUUAACAUUUUAUUGUUGACUAUUAGAUGAUAAUGUUAUACAAAACAAGGAAUAUUUAGGACGUUUUAGGGCGACAUCAGUUUAGGUCUGUAGUGAGCGUUUCAAUAUGUGUUUUACAUAAGUAGAGUUGAAAUGUUCCAAUCGACAGUGCGGGUUUUAUUUUUCUGGUGCUAUUCUUUGAGGCUCAGCGAAAUUCAAUUAAAAUUAUAUAAUAAAUUAAAAUAUUCCUAUUGACUCAACUCUACACAGACAUUAAAACCCCAUUGUAUAAAUUAAUGCGUUUUAUUGGUUUGACACAUAAAGUUCAGAAAUAUAUAUUUACGUAAUAA